AUAUCUCGAGAGGCGAAGAGUGAGGGGCCAUGAGGCUUUCAGCAUUCCAGGAGUCCUAGAAGCUUUGCAAGCAUGCCCAAACUUGGUGGGUGUAGAAACAUCUCAUUUGGAGUUGGUAGAAUCCAUUUGGACAUAUAUGCCGCAUGUUCAUAUUUUGGGGAAAUUUCGUAAUCGUAAUGGAGCAUUUCCAAUUCCUCCUGAAAAUAAACUGAAAAUCCCCAUAGGAGCCAAAAUCCAAACUUUGCAUUUAGUUGGGGUCAAUGUUCCUGAAAUCCCCUGCAUCCCGAUGCUAAGGCACCUAUACAUGAAGUGGGUGAGACUCACUAAGCCACAGCCGUUCAAAGAUUUCCUUUGCAUCAGCUUGAGAACCUUUGUCAUGAGGAACUGCGCAGGGCCUACAAAUUCCUUGAAAUAUGUGCCCUUGGUAACUGGUCUGUGCCCGGAACUUGGAACACUUAGAAAUGGUUCGAGUCCCUUUCCUGGGAGGUCUCAUCCAACAUGUGGUUGAAGACAGCUGGAGAUCAGGUGGUUUUAGAAAUCUGCACACUAUUGUUUUAGGAGCUUGCAAGAAUGCCCUUGAAGUAGAUCUCGGCUACCUCAUCAUUACUGCUGCCCGUAGGUUACAUGAAGUUCGCAUCCAGCCUUCUUUAACCAAAGAUGGUGUCUUUUCUGCCCUGAAGAUGGCAGAAUUGGAGUUUCCACAGUUUGAAACCCUUCAUCUGGGAUACGUAGAUGAGUUCUUGCUACAGAGCAGAAUGGCUAAUGCAGAUUUGGUGAUGUAUGGUUUGGCUGAUGUGGUAGAAAAUCCUGGCAUCAUCACUGAUAUAGGAAUGAAGGCAGUCAAUGAAGUUUUUUCCUGUAUCAAAUAUCUGGCAAUUUAUAACUGUCCUCAUCUACACAACCCAUACAAUUGGAUCUCAGACCACUCUAGAUGGACCCGACUGGUUGAUAUCAACCUCGUGCGGUGCCAUGCUUUGAAGCUGGAUUCUUUCGGCCAGUUUGUUGAAUUAUUGCCCAGCCUGGAGUUUAUUUCCCUGGACCAGAUGUUCCGUGAACCACCCAAGGGCUGUGCUCGAGUUGGUCUGAGUGCAGGAACUGGAAUUGGGGUUUCUUCGGCACUUGUUAGCAACCAGAAUUCCAACAAUGACAAUGAUAAUAAUGCUCAGAAUAAUAAUGCCAACAUCCAUGACAACAAUCACCAUCACCCAGAUGAUUCAGAUGAGGAAAAUGACUUUCGUCAAGACCUACAAGCAGGAGAGCAACAGUUUGCAGCUGAUGCAUUGAAUGACAUGGAAGACAUGGUGCAGGAAGAUGGAGAGGUAGGAGCUGAGAGUGGAAGUGAUAUGCCAGCUCCCAAUCAGGGACUCCUUCCUAUGGAUGCUGAUGAGGAACAAGCAGGACCUAGUGGUCUACAGCGUGUGGUAAAACCAACCCCAAUUACAGUUCACGAUUCAGAGAGUGAUGAUGAAGAGGACAGUCUAGAACUCCAAGAAGUCUGGAUUCCUAAGAAUGGUGCCCGGCGUUAUUCAGAACGGGAAGAAAAAAACGGAGAGUCAGUACAAUCCAGGGAGCCGGCAGCAGUAAGUGGAAAAGGCAAGACUCCACUCCGAAAGAGGCACAACUCCCAUCAGCUGGGCCAGUCAAAGCAGUUUCCCCUGGAGGAGAGCAGCUGUGAGAAAGGCUGUCAGGUCACCAGCGAGCAGAUCAAAGCCGAUAUGAAAGCAGCUAGGGAUAUCCCUGAAAAGAAAAAAAACAAGGAUGUUUAUCCCAGCUGCAGCAGCACCUCCGCUGCCAGCACAGCAGGAAAUUCCAGCUCACCCAGCACUGCUUCUCAGAGCCCCGACUUUGUAAGGACGGUGACCGGCGCUGGCUCAGCUGAGCCUAGCCCUACAGAAGUGGAUGUAUCCAGGCAAUGUGUCUGCUCCCCUGGUGGAUCAGAGGACUCUGAGGCCAUGGAGGAAGGAAAUGCAGAGAAUUCUGUCUGCCCCAGAUGCUGCUGUCACAAGCCCCAGGAGUCCCAAAGGAGAACUAGCAGGUGUUCUGAUGAGGAACGUCCUUCAACCAGCCGAGCCUGUGUUGUGAAUGGUCCGGAUGAAGUUGCCAAAACAAAGCCAUGUCAUGCAAUUAAGCGAAAGCGAACUGCAGAUAAGUCUACCAGUACCAGUGAUCCUGUGAUUGAGGAUGACCAUGUACAGGUUCUUGUAUUAAAAUCCAAAAAUCUUGUUGGAGUCACCAUGACCAACUGUGGGAUCACAGAUCUAGUGCUGAAAGACUGCCCCAAGAUGAUGUUUAUCCAUGCUACCAGGUGCAGGGUACUGAAACAUUUAAAGGUAGAAAAUGCACCAAUUGUAAACCGAUUUGACUAUGCACAGUGCAAGAAACUAAAUAUGGAUCAGGUACUAGACCAAAUACUGAAGAUGCCGCCAGAGAGGAACCGUAUCAUCUACCUGCGCCCAAUGCAGCAGGUAGAUACACUAACUUUGGAGCAGAAGCUGUUUAGUGGCCCCUACCCCUAUCAUAUUUGCAUUAUCCACGAGUUCAGUAAUCCUCCCAAUGUUCGGAACAAGGUGCGCAUUCGCAACUGGAUGGAUACAAUAGCCAACAUCAACCAAGAACUCAUUAAAUAUGAAUUCUUCCUUGAAGCCACUCGAACUGAAGAAGAUUUAAAGAAGUACCCUAAGUACCCAUGGGGGAGAGAAAUCUACACUUUAGAGGGUGUUGUGGAUGGAGCACCGUAUUCCAUGAUAUCUGACUUCCCUUGGCUGAGAUCACUGCGGGCAGCAGAGCCCAACAGCUUCGCCAGAUACGAUUUUGAAGACGACGAAGAGAGUACCAUCUAUGCCCCUCGGAGGAAGGGACAGCUGUCUGCAGAUAUUUGUAUGGAGACAAUAGGAGAGGAGAUCUCAGAAAUGCGCCAGAUGAAGAGAGGUGUAUUUCAGCGCGUGGUGGCAAUUUUUAUCCACUACUGUGAUGUCAAUGGAGAGCCAGUUGAAGAUGACUACAUUUAAAGAGACCUUCCCUGGCUCUUCUGGUCCAAAGCGGCCAAGAGGCUACACAGAAACUUUGGGCUUGGAAUUGGGAGGCCCUGGCUCAGUUUGUUAUAUAGGAAAUAUAUAAGGAACAUGGAAAUUGUAUACAAAGAUUUAUAUAUAGAAGAAAUAUACAAAGACACUUCCAAAAGUAAUGUCUUUAUAACCUAUGUUUAUACAUCUUAAUUUAAAGAAGUCAUCUGAAUGAAGGCAAAUAAUUUGAACAUUGAUUUUGUUCACUUUUCUAGACUUCGUUCUCAAUGUCAUGUGACUGAGCCCAUGUACUCUGCUUCUUACCAUUGUCCCUUCAGUCUGUGCCUUUUUCUUCUCCAGCAGAGCUGUCUGAGUCAGUGCUAAUGAGUGCUGUGUCUUGUGUGUGUGUGUGUUACUAUAAUGCCAACUAACCCUCGGUCAGAGAAGACUGCUUCUGUACUAAGUGGGCUUCUUUUUUCCCUAGUGUUUAUAUUUGGCAUAUUUCUUUACAUGAAACAUUCAGAAAUGUAAAAAACAUGAAUUUGAAGGGCAAAUAGAAGGUUUUCAGAGCAUUCUAGUUAUUUAUUUCCACAUUCAAUUGUGUAUUUGCUUUAUCUUGGACAUAAAAAUAAACCUUAGUAAAACCUUG
Cricetulus griseus (Chinese hamster) is the source of this 3651-nucleotide messenger RNA. NCBI's taxonomy places the organism in Eukaryota, Metazoa, Chordata, Mammalia, Rodentia, Cricetidae. The record is from RefSeq and is a predicted model, not a curated record.